GAGUGCCUUCGAGCUUCGCUGUUCGAGAACGUAACUCACGAUUGAAUCUCAUCCGCGAUUCUCGUCCGACGAGCAGCGGAUUACAACUAACAACGCUCUCGAAGUGUAAAAUUCGUUCGAGCUGUAGGAAUGACUCCCACUUGGCACAAAUACUGGCAAAUCUUAGCUUGCUUCUGGGAUUGGUUCUUAAAGCGAACGAUGCUUGUGUGGUACCGAGGAAAGAAAGACGCAGAGCGACAGAUCUCCACCGAAAGUGUCGAACGAACUUUGGCGGCAGGAGCGAACGUUUCACGAAGUUCCUCAGUUUCGGCGGGCCCGACGACGGUUCCGAAUGUAUUCGUCACCGACUGCGAUGACGAGGCCGAGCCUUACUGGAAAAUCAUGGGCGAACUGUCGGACGGGUGCAGCAACGAGGAUGGGUGCAUGGGGGGUAGCGAGUUCGAAGGGGAGGGCAAGCAGGUUUUGGUGGGAGUAUGCGCCAUGGCCAAAAAAUCGCAGAGUAAACCGAUGAAGGAAAUAUUAACGAGGCUCGAAGAGUUCGAGUACAUAAAAGUCGUCGUUUUUCCCGAAGAAGUUAUCCUCAAGGAGCCCGUAGAAGAUUGGCCGAUCGUCGAUUGUUUGAUAAGUUUUCACAGCAAAGGAUUUCCCCUCGACAAGGCGAUUCAUUAUGCCAAUCUUCGGAACCCAUUCAACAUCAAUAAUCUUCCAAUGCAGUAUGACAUCCAGGACAGACGAAGAGUUUACGCGAUUUUGGAUAGCGAAGGAAUCGAAAUACCGCGUUACGCGGUCCUCGAUCGCGAUUCGGCUGACCCAAAACAUCACGAGCUCGUCGAGUCCGAGGAUCACGUCGAAGUGAACGGGGUUACGUUCAAUAAGCCAUUCGUCGAGAAGCCCGUUUCGGCUGAGGAUCACAACAUAUACAUCUACUAUCCGACCUCAGCCGGUGGUGGUAGUCAGAGAUUGUUUAGAAAGGUACGAAAGAGGCACUCCAUUCUCCCUUUAACCAGUUCAACAGGCAUCAACAAACCCAACGGAAAAUCUUACGCAACCGAUAAGCCUCUUGAACCCAUUCCGAUGAGCGGAAUAGGGAGUCGAAGUAGUGUUUAUUCACCAGAGUCGAGAGUCCGGAAGACCGGCUCGUACAUCUACGAAGACUUCAUGCCAACCGAUGGUACCGAUGUCAAGGUUUACACCGUUGGCCCGGAUUAUGCGCAUGCCGAGGCACGCAAAAGUCCAGCUCUCGAUGGCAAAGUCGAACGCGAUUCGGAGGGCAAGGAAAUUCGCUAUCCGGUCAUUCUUAGCAAUGCCGAAAAGCUGAUCAGCCGGAAAGUUUGUUUGGCAUUCAAACAGACGGUUUGCGGCUUCGAUCUUUUGAGAGCAAACGGGAAGUCGUUUGUGUGUGAUGUGAACGGUUUCAGUUUUGUGAAGAAUUCGAACAAGUAUUACGACGACUGUGCGAAGAUUUUGGGCAACAUGAUCCUCCGGGAACUUGCCCCGACGUUACACAUUCCUUGGAGCGUACCCUUUCAGCUCGACGAUCCGCCAAUCGUUCCAACAACGUUCGGCAAAAUGAUGGAACUGCGUUGCGUUGUUGCCGUCAUUAGACACGGUGACAGAACCCCCAAACAGAAGAUGAAGGUAGAAGUUCGUCACCCAAAGUUUUUCGAGAUAUUUGCCAAGUACGAUGGCUACAAACACGGUCACGUCAAAUUGAAGAGACCCAAACAAUUACAAGAAAUUUUGGACACCGCGAGGAGCUUGUUGACGGAAAUUCAACACAGAGCAGCUGGCCCGGAGCUCGAGGAGAAGCAAGGAAAGUUGGAGCAGCUCAAAAGCGUUUUGGAAAUGUACGGUCAUUUCUCCGGAAUCAACCGAAAAGUUCAGAUGAAAUAUCAGCCUCGUGGUCGGCCCAGGGGCAGUUCUUCCGACGACGGUAACAAUCACAAUCGCUUGGGAGAACCUUCGUUGGUAUUGAUACUAAAAUGGGGUGGUGAAUUAACGCCAGCUGGACGAAUACAAGCCGAGGAAUUGGGACGUAUUUUCCGCUGCAUGUACCCCGGUGGUCAAGGUAGACACCUUAGUGAGGAUGACUCAGAGAUGUUACCAAGCCACGGUGAAUACGCUGGAGCUCAGGGCCUGGGUCUGCUGAGGCUGCACUCGACGUUUCGUCACGAUUUGAAGAUUUACGCGAGUGACGAAGGCCGAGUUCAAAUGACUGCAGCAGCUUUCGCUAAAGGUCUUCUUGCACUCGAGGGUGAAUUAACCCCAAUUCUCGUUCAAAUGGUAAAAAGUGCCAACACCAACGGAUUACUCGACAACGACUGUGACAGCAGCAAAUAUCAAAACAUGGUUAAAACUCGUCUGCACGAGCUGCUCCAGCAAGAUCGAGAAUUCACAAAAGAGGAUCGAGAACAAAUAAAUCCUGGAAAUGCGUUGAGCAUAAAUGAUGCCUUGGACUUUGUUAAAAACCCUGUAAAGUGUUGCCAGCAUGUUCAGGCACUGAUACAAAAGUUGAUGGAUAUUGUGAGGAUAAAGAAAGAUGAUCCGAAAACCAAAGACGCCAUCCUUUAUCACGGCGAGACCUGGGAAUUGAUGGGACGAAGAUGGGGCAAGAUAGAAAAAGAUUUCUGCACGAAAAACAAACGUUUCGAUAUAUCCAAGAUCCCAGAUAUCUACGAUUGUAUAAAAUAUGAUUUGCAACACAAUAAUCACACUUUACAGUUCGAUCACGCCGAGGAAUUAUAUAUUUAUGCGAAAUACCUUGCGGACAUCGUGAUUCCACAAGAAUACGGAUUGACGGUUCAGGAAAAAUUGACGAUUGGUCAGGGCAUAUGUACGCCAUUGUUGAAGAAAAUUCGUGCCGAUCUUCAGAGGAAUAUUGAAGAAUCUGGAGAAGAAACGGUUAAUCGUUUAAACCCGAGAUAUUCUCACGGUGUUUCGAGUCCUGGCAGGCAUGUACGAACGCGUCUAUACUUCACGAGUGAAAGUCACGUACACUCGCUUCUUACAGUUUUAAGAUACGGUGGUUUGCUUGACGUUGUCAAGGACGAACAAUGGAGAAGAGCGAUGGAGUACGUCAGCAUGGUUUCAGAGCUCAACUACAUGUCUCAAAUAGUCGUGAUGCUUUACGAGGACCCUACGAAAGAUCCCAGCAGCGAAGAGCGUUUCCACGUCGAAUUGCACUUCAGUCCCGGUGUAAAUUGUUGCGUACAAAAGAAUUUGCCACCAGGACCAGGUUUCAGACCGCAUUCGCGCAACGAAUCGAGCCACAACCUUGAAACGAAUUCUCAAUGCAGUACACGCAUUGACGAGGAAGAUGCUGAGCUUGGUGGGCUGGAAGACGGUACUACGAGUCCCCAACAAGAAUCUAAUACGUCUCCGGUGCUGGUCGAGACGGAAGAAACUCCUGAUACCACUCUCGAUAGUCCAACCAUCAGUCGAACCAUCGAUAUGAUGGAUCUCGAUCCAAACAUGAUGGAUGAGCCCUAUGACAGUGGAUUUCUUCAGGCUUCUGCUCCAAUUCCUAUCAGUGCACGAACGGUUGCGGGUCACGAAGCAGCGAGGCUUGGCAGUCAAUUGGCAGCGAGUCAACGACAACGCAGGGAGAGAGAAGCCAGUGGUAUUUGUGAACCACGUGCACGGAGCUACGAUCAUCAGAGACAGGACAAAACCGAGAAAAAGGACCGAGGCUGGAGUCGUUUCGAGGUCGAUGAAUUUUUUUACGAAGAAUUAGAAUGUAUGGUAGCUCCGAAGCUGCAGUCGAUGCGAAGCGCAGGACUGUCGCACUCUCCCAAUCGUCUGAGCGGUUCGACGAGCGAUAAUUAUUUCUCGAGUUCUCCCGAUCUCCCGAGCUUACUUACCGAUACUCGAGCGAUUCCGGAUCGAGACAAGUUCAAAAGAGCGUUUGAACCUUUGCCCAAAGAUUCGAGGGAUGCGCGAAAGAACGUGCAGUUUUACAAGUCUCCGAAACACGAUCGCUCGGCGAUCGGGGCAACGGAUUUCUGGGAUUUCGGGGAUAAUCUCCUCCUCGAAAAAAGCUCGAUCCGCGAGGAAAUUGGAAUUUCGGUAAAGCCAACGAAAUCGAAAGAGAAAAAAUUAACGUCGCAGAAGGACGAUGCACGUGAUAAAGCCACUCCUGAACAAAACCCUCAAACUUCGCCAUCACAAAGCCCUGUAACCGAUGAAAAAAGCGUCCUCCAAAAACCUACGGAAAGCAGGCCCGUCUCUAGCGCAAUUUCCAUCGAUGGCAAACCCCGCGAGAGUGCCCUAGGGGAAAAUCGUUCGAUUACACGAUCGCCAAGUUGUCUGGGAAUUCCUGUAGCAUUGCCACACUCGUUGAGCUCACCAGAGUUGCCUGCCCCUUUGAAAGCAACGAUUUUCGACGGGUCCAGCCCUCUGGUGACCCUGCACAGCAACAUUGCAGCGUCGACCUGCACCGUUUCUCCGACCGUGUGUUCCCAUGGGUCCGAGAGAUCGGACAGAACCGAGGGCGUAUCAUUGUCAAGCUGCAAAAGCAGUACUUUGUUGCCAAUGUCACUUCAGACGAGUCAAAACAAGCGAUACGGUCGUUCGAAAUCGGCGCUGACCCUGUCCACCGGAAGCGACCCGAGGGACACACGACCUUCGAUCAUUCAACAACCUGACCCUACCUGCACAGCAAGGCGCCACCGUCACAGUAUCUCCGGGCAGAUGAGUUAUUUCAAGCUGUUGGGAUACAACGUAAGCAAGAAACUUACCGGCUCGACGAACAGCCUGUUCAGCACAGCCGUCAUCAGCGGAUCAUCCAGUGCUCCCAAUCUUAAGGACAUGGUACCGCCACACGCAUCUGCCGUUGCUGCUAUCGAGGGCUUCGGAGGCGUGCCACCGAUAAGGCCACUGGAGACCCUGCACAACGCGUUGUCGCUGAGGCAACUCGAUUCGUUCUUGGACAUGAUGACCAAUGCCUCGCUCUUCAGAACUCCAGCCUCGUCGCCUCCGAAAUUCCCAUCGCCCGGUGGUUCCACUCAUGGUAGCUCGGUCAUACCCAAUCUGAGUAUUUGCAACAUCAAUCGCGAGUAUCACCCUUCCGAUCUUGAAGCUGCCAGAUACGUCACACCAACGCCGAUGCACUACAAAUCAGGGCUGGAUGGGGAAGCAAGUGACAAUCGGAAUCAAUUAUCACCAACGAGUCCAAAUAGCGCCGGAUGGAGCAGCGAGCCACAAUCGUUUUUGUCUUCAGGACCAUCUUCACCGGCUCCAACUUCAGCAGGGGAGUGCAGUAUGUCUAUAAGUUUAGUCAGCAGCGACGGGACACAGCCAUUCGCGAGUUCGAAAGCUUCGACAACUCCCCGUCUCGAUAUCGAGUUCAACGACUUCUGCAGGAGUAUCGAUCAGGAAAUGCACGCGGAAAGUCGUGGCAGUAUUUCGUACACGGAUUACUACAGCAACGAAGACGGCCUGAUAAGAAAGACGGGCUCUGAUUUAGCACAUUUACGAGACCGCGUCGCACAGGAUGAAACGUCCCAGGAUGCGGCCGUCGAUGAUGACGAAGAUCACACACUCACGCUACGAGAGACCGAGGAACAUCGCAAACAGGACAUCAAGUCUAUAUUUGAUCGGAACAAGGAUGAUUCGUUGGUUAAACCCAGCAGCAGUUUCAAGAAAAUUGGAAGAUUUCGGGUGGAAAGUAUGGAGAUAGCCGACGAAGAUGUUAGGAUAAAAGAAGCUGGGGGAACGGAAAAUGUCGAAGCGGUUUCGAUGUCGAGUUCGAAUCUUUCGCUCGACCGAGUCAAAACGGCGAGGUUGAAGAAUCGUCCAAAAAUCAAAACGAUGGCACGCUCGCAGAGUGUCUCCACUCCGCAAUCAACGUCUCGUAAAAUAGACGUUGAUUACGGUUGUCAAAGGGCUGACACAAAUACCGGCUCGUUCUCAACAAUGUCGUGCGAAGAUUUGGAAAACUGGAAACGAACCGCGGCAAGUCCGUCCGCAUCUUCGGUCACAUCGCCGACCGAUGUUAAGGAAGAACCGAUUCUGACUCUGGCCAGCAGCCUUAAAGGAAGUUCCAAUAUUAUUAUAGGAUUCAACGUUCAGGAUAAGAAGGAUUAAUUUUAAAAAUUCGUAGCUGUGGAGGGAUCACUCUGAGCGAAAACGUACGAACAUUUUCUAUUUGCCUCAAACAAGUAUUUCGUUGCUUGAAUAAUCAUCGCGAGCCUUCAAUUUUUUUGAAAAAAAUAUAUUCAUCAGCCUCAAUCCUUCUUACUUCUUUUGAAUUUGCCUGCAACAUUUUUUCCUCGACCGACGAACUUUGUGAAUGAUUGAAACCGGAGUUACUCAUGGUAUUUUUUCUUUCUAACAAUUCAAUGACAAACUCAGAGUUAUAUCCCUCGAAUAAGAAAAUCAAAUCUUGUCGAAGCUAAAAAAAAUAUAUUUAAAAAAUACAGCUGUAGGGUUCGAUGUUCAGGAUCUUGAAAUCAAUGUUACUUAAUUCUUUGCUUUUUUUUUUUCAAAUCUAUCCCCUAAAACGAGUCUUAGUGAAAAGAGAAUUCAUUUGAGAUUUUCAAUAGUUUUUUUUAUAUUUGAAAUAUUCAGUAUAGAUAUUAUUAAGCAAUGCGUAACGAUCACUCAGGUUUUUCUUUUAUUCCAGUCACAGCCGUUUGUACUACUUAUUUAUUCGUUAAAUUUGAGAGACGGUGUCAUAACGAACUAUUGAUAAAAUUGUAAUUAUGUUAAUGGUGUAAUUAGUCGUUUGAUUCGUUGUCGUUUUGAAGCGACAUCGACCCUCAAUUUUUUGAGCUUUUUAAACAACAAAAGUCCGUAUACUAAGUCGUGUAAUUAUGUAAUGGAGUUAAGCCAUAAAGUAUGUAUGAUAGGAAAUAUUUCAAGAUGUAAGAGAAUUGAUGAACUUGAAUGUAAAUUUCGAAUUUGAGGAGAAUAGUGUUAACAAGAAAAUUCAAAAUAGUGACAAAAAAGCUGGUUAAUCAAAAUUUCUUAUGACUUAAUUGUAUAGCAUCGCCUCAUUUCUGUUCACCUGAUCAAUUCGUAUAAAGGAAUAGGACUUUUGAAUUACUCCUAUGCGGACUAAACUUUGGACAUUGAAGGUUGGCAAGUUUGCGAAGGACAAAAAUAGAAAAUCUCGCCGAAUUUUAUUGAAUUCUGAUUUUCCACGUUUCUAUUGACGUAGAGCUGCAAAUAGUGUAUAUGUGAAAGCGAACGAAAAAUGGAGUUCUAUUUUUUAGUGUGUACAAGAAAAAGGAAAACGAUUUAACUAUAAAUAUUCUAAGUUGAGUGGACACUAAUGUGAUGUAGACGUCUGUUUUUGUUUACCUCAUUGAUUUGUAUAAAAGAAUAGGAUUUUUGAAUUUGCCUCGUACGGGCUAAACUUUUAACACAUUAAAUUGGCGAGUUUGCAAGAAAAUAAAGAACGGCUCGUCGAAUUUUAGUGAUUUUUCAUUUUCCACAUUUCUAUUUAUGUAAAGCUGCAAAUAAUGUACAUGUGAAAACGAACGGAUAAACGAAGUUAUAUUUUUUAGAGCAUACGAGGAAAGGAAAAUAAAUUAUGAAUAUUCUUAGUUGAAUAAGCACUAAUGUGAUGCAUAUCUGCCCACGUUGUAAUACGCCAUGUUUCGACUAAUUUCCCUUGUAGCUCAGUCGAAUUAUCGUUGUUUAUUUGAGCACAAAAAAAAAUUGCAUCGAAAAGUAAAAGUGAUUUAUGACUCAGA
Venturia canescens is the source of this 7697-nucleotide messenger RNA. RefSeq names its product inositol hexakisphosphate and diphosphoinositol-pentakisphosphate kinase. NCBI's taxonomy places the organism in Eukaryota, Metazoa, Arthropoda, Insecta, Hymenoptera, Ichneumonidae. Gene Ontology annotation, cellular component: cytosol. Gene Ontology annotation, biological process: inositol metabolic process; inositol phosphate biosynthetic process. Gene Ontology annotation, molecular function: diphosphoinositol pentakisphosphate kinase activity; 5-diphosphoinositol pentakisphosphate 1-kinase activity; inositol hexakisphosphate kinase activity. Bases 130 to 6084 code for a protein of 1984 amino acids. The record is from RefSeq and is a predicted model, not a curated record. The transcript has 29 exons.